AAGACCAAAUAAAAUAAUACUAUAAACGAUAGUAAAUUGACCUUUUAUAAUUAUGUUUUACUUCACUUAUAUUGAUGAAGGAAUUCCGGUAUAUUAUUGGCUCUAUAUAAUAUUACAGGCAUAUUUUUUUAUAAUUUUUAAAUUAGAUUUGUAUGGAUAAAAUAACAUGAUUGACACAUCGGCAUCACGUGAGCGAUGUGUCAAACUCAAGUGAUCAACACACAUUGAGACUAUAUGGUUAACGCAUUAAAAUCAGGUGGAUGAUACUAAGGCAUUGCAUGGUCAUCUAACCUCGGUGUUAGAUGGUUGAUUCUUUGAAGACAUGUGGUUGACACCUCGAUGGUAGCCCCGUUAUACCCCAGUAUUCUUUCACAUCUUGUCGUUUAAUCUUCAUCAUAUGUUAAAGUAUUGUCAUCUUGGAUUCGGUGCAGAUUAGCAGUAGUUACGUCCGAAAUCAACGCAUCACGUUCCUGUGCGUAUCAUAUCAUGUAAAUGUAAUGAUUCAAGGAAGGAUUCUACAAAUAUGCCCCAAAAAUAAAUCUUGAACUCAGAAUGAAUUCGACCUGUCAAACUAACUUACUAACUUAAACAUUAGAGGAGCUUUGUUGAGAGUGUAUUGAUGUAAUUUUGCAAUAAUCAGAUUGAAUUAGAGAAGUUUAACUUGAGAUCAGCUCGAGGAAAGAACAACUUUUCACAUCGGACAACUAAAAUCUAAUUUAACAAGAUCCAAUUGGGAUCCACUUAUAUGGUUAUCACAUGUUAUGUUAUUGAACAAAAUUAUGUUAGAAGCAUGCUCGAUAAAAUGUUAGUCGAUUUCUCAUCACCAAGAUAUGAAUUUUGCAAUCUGCAUGUCAUCUCCCCAUAUCAAUACUUAUUUGACCAAAAUUGGUCAAAAGAUCGAUGCAGUAAAAUACAAAACCGUUGAAAUUGAUCGCGUGAUUUGCCAAUGCCAACUAAAAUUUCAAUGCGAUCUUCGUUUCGAACAUACAAUUAUUAUAACUCAAAUCUACUAAGUAAGUUGUGCCAUAAAAUCAUACAUUGAUCUUUACUUUGAAGUCAACUUGGCGGAGUCAACCGCCACCCACCAAUAACAUCAUGGAUGUCUCUCUUGAUGUGAUAUCGUUACACAUCCUAUUGCUUUAGUUCGAUGUCGUGUGCCGUUUCUAUACUUGAUGAUGAAUGUGAUACUUAUCUGUAUGCUCUUAUUCUGGUGUCCACAAAGCCACAAACACAUGAUGGGCAUUCGAAUUCUGUUUGCUGCUAAGUUCUAAGUUCUUUAUUCUGAAGACUCAUUGGAUAGGGAUAAGGCUUAAGAUGAGGUAAGGAAUAAGACUCCUUAUUCGUCAAGCAAUUUAAAUGUUAUCGGAAUAAAGCUAGAACAGUUGCUCUGAUCAAUUAUUCCAUGACAGAGGUGGAAUCCGAGUUGGUCUGUGUUAGGACCCCAAUGUGGCGGAGAUGGUACUACUGGAUAUGCCUUGUGGGCUGGACCUUGAAUGGAUUGGUGGAUCGACAAUUCGGUGAUGCGCAGGAGGAGAGACUUGUUUCUGGCGAUGACUUGGAGAGGAGCUGCUUUGGCUUCGGGUGGCGGUGGUCGCGUUUCCUGUGCUGUUCGCUUUCCUUCUCUGCGUUUUCGAUAAAGACGCUCAACUUCCAAAAGAGACGAAGACGGCACUUCCUGCGAGCCUUUGCAGUCAAGCCAGAAUAGUUGCCGGUGUGAUGUUGAGAAUCCUCAAAGCAUCGCUGAUUGCUCAUCUGUGCACAUCACAGAGCUAUUAAGAAUCAUUUGGGCGACUAGAUUGGACUCUUCAAUGAUCACCCUUCGUCACUUUUGUCAUAUAGCCAUCAUUGAGAAUAUUCUGCAUGUUUAGCAAUCAAGUUUCUUGUGGGAGAAUGAUAGCCCUCUAUGGAAUAAAGUGAAUUCUUUCGGGAUCUGCAAUAGCAUGGGAAAUUUUAGGGGAGCUUCUCCGGGCUAUGCAAUUGUGGGGUUUAAUGCAUCAGUUAUACACCUUAAAAUAUGUUCUUUGGAGAGAGAUUGAUUGAUGGUCUGUAGUUAUGAUGAAAACAAUGCGGAAAGAUUGGUAAGCAUCAGACUGCUUGAAAAAAGAUGUGGUGUUCUUGGUGGUCAUCCAACAGGGAGAUUCUCUCGUUGUGGACGUUGGUCCGUUGGAUCUGUCGGAUCUAUCGUCAGAUUUGAAAUCUCGAGCAGUCCAAUUAGGACGUUGGUAUCUUCAAACGGAACUAAAUGUGUAUAUCAAAUUAGAAUCGUUCCGUGGUUGCUUGUUUCGGGGACCGAACUAUUGAUCCGUGUCAUGUCACCAAAGUAUCAAUAUCGGCUGAUGCUAGAUUUAUAGUAAGGCUUCCCAUUCAUGAUAUUGUGUAGACUACUAUUGUCUUCAAUCCCUGCCGAGCAAAAGAGAAGAUACUGUUGACUGUACUGUAUGAGAGUGAAAGGUGGUGGAGCAGCAGCGAGAUUGUACAUUAUAACCCUGUACUCCUCUCCGCUCCGUUUGCUUUAGUUCAGCCGCUGUUGGUUGUGCUGUUCUCUGGCGCUGCGACGACCACGAACACGCGCACACAGACAGAGAGAGAGAAGGAGAGAGCUAAAAAGAUAUGCCAAGGAAAAAAGAGGAGGAAGAAAAAGAGAGAAGAAAGAGAAAAGAGGGGGUGGGGUGGGGUGGAGUGGAGUACCGGAACGAAGAGAAGCUACCACAUCUUGCUGCUCUUUAACGCGUUCAAUUCCUCUGACUAAAAGACUCACUCCUCCCUCCUUUUGAUGCCCCGUUCAAGCUUUAUCUUCUUUUUCUUCUUCUUGUUUUCUUUCUCCCCCUCUUUUCCUGGGACUCCGAGCUCUGCUUCGGGAUUCGGAGACAUAGGCAUGAGGAGGCGGAGAAAGAAAGGGUAUGGCGGUCGUGAUGACGACGGGUGCGGGCGGGGAUGAGCAGCAGCAGCAGCACCAGAAUCCCUUCUUUCUCGACUUCUUGGGCAUGGGCAUGAGCUGUGGUGGGCAAACGCCCGCGCCUGAUUCCCGCUCCAUGGCCGGGCACGCCGAACCCGACGCGGCCUCGCCCUCCGCUUCCUGGCAAACGCUUGGCGUCUCUUCCGCUGGGCAGCAUGGCAUUGUUUCCGCAACCUCUCUUCUCGGUUCAGAGAGACGGGGGAUGAGAAGUUCUGAGGUUUUUCACUUUCAUGGUAGGAAGAAUGCCAUUUCAGACCCCGAAGGAGGUAAUACAUUGCCAGGAAGAAAGAGGAGCCAUCCUGAAUCAGUAUAUUCAGGUUUGAUAGAUCGAGCAUUUCCCCUGAGCUCAGGCUCCCCUGAAAGCCCAUGCUUGAUUAAGAUGUUUGGAAAAGAAAUAGUUAGUGAGCGCCCGGAUAAAGCUCGUGAUGAUGAAAUUAUGUUGUCUAUGCAUCGACCACCAAGGCCAACUUCUCUUGUGUUGCAUCCUCCCCUUAGUAGCAGACCUGAUUCUCUUAGUUCCAAGUUAGAACAAUCAUUGUCCAGAAGUCCUGGACGGUUACUACAUGCUUCAUGCUUUUCGAAAGCUACAAUUUCUUCUUCAUAUGUGAACAAAGAUGCGAGUGCGGUUGCGACAGUUAUUUCACAAUCUUCCAUAGAUGAAGGUUCUCGAACAAACAUCAAAGCUUCUGGAGUUGUAAGUAUCAGCAACCCCGUUAGCAUGGUUUGUGAGAAAAUAUCAACCGAAUUCUUGCCUAGACCUAAGGCUUCUCAUGCUACAGAAUCAGAAACUUCUAAUGCUGUAAGGCGAUCUAAGGCAGCGUCUCCUGGACGUCAGAUGACCAUAUUCUACUCUGGCCAAGCACAUGUUUUUGACAGUGUCCAUCCAAAUAAGGCAGAUGUAAUACUGGCUUUAGCUGGAUCAAACGGCGUAUCAUGGUCGACCACUUACCACUCCAGAUCUAGUGAUCAGUCGAUCGUGAAUGAAGCUAAAACACGAGAGGAAGCGCGGACGAGCAAUUUGCCAAUAUCUGUACAAGGGGAUAUGACUCACCAAAUUGCAGAGAUACCACCUCCGAGUGAUCAUUCUGCCAUUAGAUCUGGUGGAAAGGAUGUGGGUGACGAAGGGUGCGCUUGAUUGAGGACCCAUUUGGAUCCAUUUCACUUGGUGGCGCUUUGGAAUUCUUGGUUUUGUUGUCAUUUGCUUUGGUUUGGUGGUUUAUGUGACUACAGGAACUUAUCGAUCAACCUUCAAGACUUUCUAUAUGUAUCGUUUUGCAUCGUUGCUAGUUUUCUCA
Molecule: messenger RNA, 4251 nt
Organism: Musa acuminata AAA Group (dessert banana)
Lineage: Eukaryota; Viridiplantae; Streptophyta; Magnoliopsida; Zingiberales; Musaceae
Product: protein TIFY 8-like
Exons: 7
Coding region: 2901-4091 (396 amino acids)
Biological process (GO): regulation of defense response; response to wounding; regulation of jasmonic acid mediated signaling pathway
Cellular component (GO): nucleus
Source: RefSeq, a predicted model, not a curated record